UUGCGCGUUGUGUGUUGAAGUGUUCAGCCUCCUCUUUGUUUGUUCUCUCUUUCUUUGUUGCCACAAAGCAAACACACCCGCCCCCUAGCCUCUCCCUUCCCUCCUCCUCUGAUCCAACGACAACUGCUUCUCCACCAAGCCAACCAGCCAUGCUCUUGGUAUCUCGCUUCAUGCUGCUCGCUGUGGCGUGCCUCGCUGCUGCCAACAAGAGUCUACUGCUGGCUGUCGCCGCGAAUGACGUGCCCUACCCUUAUUUCGCCUCGGACUCCUCGGGCCACCUGCACAUCAACACGACAUCCCCGGAGCAGGAUGUGUUUGUGAAUGGCGUCAGCUUCAAACAGCUGGUGGAGGACGUGAAGGAGCUCAAGGCCGUUGUUGGCCUCACUGAUGGCGCGCAGGACUCGCGCAGGGGCCGCAUCACGGACGUGUUUGAGGUGUACGACGACGCCGUGUACAUCUCCGCACCAAAUGGUGUCUUCUUCAGCUCGUCCAAGGAGCACAAGGUGACGGAGGCUGCGGACGGCUGGAACCCAGUCACAGUCUCUGCCCUCGUUGGCGACUACAUGACCUUCAAGUGGAGCUCGCUGGAGGCCGUGUACGAGACCAUGAGCGACGGUUCAACAGCAGUGCAGGGCGGGUUCAGCAGCGGCAACGCCAAGAUUGGGGGCGAGUUCACCAUCCGCCUUCGCGAGGCAAAGACCUACUACUUCCGCGCCGCCAACAAAGGCUUUGUGUGCACGGUUGUUGCCAAGCCCGCCGGUGUCGCCCCUGCAGUGCAACAGCUGCAGGUCGGCCGCGCCAACUACAACUUUGAGAUUGUGGGCUUUGGUGAGGACGCCGGCUCGAACUGCGAAAACCUGUAUGGUGCCAUGUACAACUCCAACGGCGCUUGCAAGUGCCGUGAAGGUGCCGUGAAGCGCAUGUACCGCAGUUACGAUAGUGAUGAUAUCUACAUGUGCGUUGUUGCCCGUUAGAGGCUGAAACGGCAAGCGUGGCCGAAGAGCAGUGCAGUGCAGGUGAGGUGACCGCACGUGUACCCCUGUGCAUGGCUGAACCGGGACAUUGGUGUCUGUCUCUGUCUCUGUCUCUGUCUGUCUGUCUCUCUCUCUCUCUGUCUCUCUCUCUCUCUGUCUCUCUCUCUGUCUCUCUCUCUCUCUGUCUCUCUCUGU
This is a messenger RNA of Salpingoeca rosetta, 1169 nucleotides long. RefSeq lists its product as uncharacterized. The coding region runs from base 150 to 974 and encodes 274 amino acids. The record is from RefSeq and is a predicted model, not a curated record. The transcript has a single exon. Lineage: Eukaryota; Choanoflagellata; Craspedida; Salpingoecidae.